AUGUCAAAAGUAGUUUGCAAGACAAAGCGAAUUGGCGGUGGAUUUGGAGGGAAGGAGACUAGGUCAGCUUUCAUUGCUGCUAUAGCUGCCGUGCCAUCAUAUCACUUGAAUCGUCCAGUGAAACUUACACUAGACAGGGACAUUGACAUGAUGAUAACUGGGCAACGCCAUAGCUUUCUUGGAAAGUACAAGGUAGGGUUCGCAAACAAUGGAAAGGUGCUUGCCCUGGAUCUUGGAAUCUUCAAUAAUGCUGGAAAUUCACUCGAUCUGUCUCUUGCUAUACUUGAACGCGCUAUGUUUCACUCUGAUAAUGUCUAUGAGAUACCAAAUGUCAGGGUUAACGGUAGGGUUUGCUUCACUAAUUUCCCUAGUAACACUGCUUUCCGAGGAUUUGGUGGUCCCCAAGGUAUGCUAAUUACUGAAAAUUGGAUUCAAAGAAUUGCGGUCGAAGUUAAGAAACGGCCAGAAGAGAUACGGGAAAUUAAUUUUAUUAGUGAUGGAACGCUGUUGCAUUAUGGUCAACUAAUUGAACACUGUACACUGGACCGGCUCUGGAAUGAACUGAAGUCAUCUUGUGACUGGUUGAAAGCUCAGCAAGAAGUUGAACAGUUUAAUCUUCAUAAUCGGUGGAAAAAGCGUGGAGUUGCUAUGAUCCCCACUAAAUUUGGCAUUUCCUUUACAACAAAGUUCAUGAACCAGGCAGGUGCUCUUGUUCAAAUCUACACAGAUGGAACUGUCUUAGUUACUCACGGGGGUGUCGAGAUGGGGCAAGGUUUACAUACAAAAGUAGCUCAGAUAGCCGCUUCUUCCUUCAAUAUCCCUCUGAGUUCAGUGUUUAUAUCAGAGACAAGUACCGACAAGGUCCCUAAUGCAUCACCAACAGCAGCUUCAGCUAGUUCUGAUAUGUAUGGGGCUGCAGUUUUGGAUGCGUGUGAACAAAUAAAGGCACGGAUGGAGCCUAUCACUUCAAGACAUAAUUUUAGUUCUUUCUCAGAGCUGGUAAAUGCAUGCUACAUGGAGAGGAUAGACCUUUCUGCUCAUGGAUUCUACAUCACACCAGAUGUCGGAUUUGAUUGGGGAACUGGUAAAGGGAGUCCAUUCAGGUACUUCACCUAUGGUGCUGCAUUUGCUGAGGUUGAAAUUGACACAUUAACUGGAGAUUUCCACACGAGGAGAGCUGAUGUUUACUUGGAUCUUGGAUAUUCUCUCAAUCCGGCCAUUGAUGUUGGACAGAUUGAAGGAGCAUUUGUACAAGGUUUGGGGUGGGUAGCCUUGGAGGAGUUGAAAUGGGGAGAUGCAGCUCACAAAUGGAUCCGACCAGGCUGCUUGUACACAUGUGGGCCCGGAAGUUAUAAAAUUCCUUCUGUGACUGACGUUCCCUUCAAAUUCCAUGUUUCGCUGUUGAAGGUAAGCAUCAUGAUACUUCUGCCUAGAUAUUUGGGAGUGCUUGGAUGUCCUAAGGAAUUGAAAAUUUUCACUAUCCAAUGCAUGGUAUUUGAACACAUUAAGUGGGGUGCUCCCAAUGCCAAAGCCAUUCAUUCAUCUAAAGCUGUAGGUGAACCUCCAUUCUUUCUUGCUUCAGCUGUCUUUUUUGCCAUCAAAGAUGCCAUUAUAGCAGCAAGAGCAGAAGUGGGGUGUAAUGAAUGGUUUCCUCUUGAUAACCCAGCAACGCCUGAACGGAUCCGGAUGGCUUGUACCGAUGAAUUUACCAAACCAUUUGUUGACUCUGAUUUCCACCCAAAACUGAGUGUCUGA
Messenger RNA from Ilex paraguariensis (yerba mate), 1755 nucleotides. The record is from the annotation of a GenBank genome assembly. NCBI's taxonomy places the organism in Eukaryota, Viridiplantae, Streptophyta, Magnoliopsida, Aquifoliales, Aquifoliaceae.